AAUAUAAUUUAUUUUCGAAUGAUGAAUCAUUUACGUGUGCCUAAGUUUAAAUUUGGCGGCAAGGAUAACACUGCCAUGGCCGAGAUUCCCACCAUUGUUGCCGACAACAACAAUAGUAUUAACAACAUCAACAACAACAACAAUCAGAGCAACAAUCAAAACACCAACAAUGGCAAAGGGUUUUUGACGCGCAUCAAACGCUACUCGGUGCUGGGCAACAAGCUGAGUCGCCGCCACUUGGGCAGCAUGACACUGCCCGGCACUGGCAGCAACAGUGCCAAAGACCGCUGCGGUUCACCCAGUAAAUUGGCCACUGGAAGCUACAACAUGAGCGGCAGCAAUUCAGAGGAUCAUCGCCUCGAGAUUGGGGCGCCCAUAUUGAUAUCCACCACAACACUGGACACGGAUCGCUUUGGUGUGACGGAGGCGCGACUCAAGCAGAUUGGUGGCGGCAUUGCCAAGACGUCGUCCAUAGUGCGCACGUUGACGCCGCGCAGCUCCGACGAGGAGGAGUUUGUGGACGCCUGUGGCACACCCCAAAUUGAGCAACAAUUGCCACCCGACAGCGCUGAGAUGGAGCAGUAUGCAACGCCAACGCAUCAGCCCGAGGAGGCAGAAUUGCCUCCCGAAUUGCCGCCAGAGUUGCCAGCCACGGCGCCGCCAGAGUUGCCACCCGUAGAGCCACCAAUGCGCAGGCCACGCAUUGCCCGGCAACAGCAAUCACAAUCGGUGCAGAAUCUUCACAGAUCUGAGCUCAAGGUUUAUCUCCACAAAUCACCAUCGAUGACGCUCGAUUUGAAUGCCACAGCGCCACCACAAUUGGGUCUUAAUCUGCCCGAGCUGCCGGAACUCUACGGCGACAGUGAGCAAAGCUUGGCAGCUAGCAACAACAAGGAGAACAACAUGUUGCUGACGACAUCGUCGCCCAAAGGCGAGACGCCCAACUCGGAGCCAAGCACACCGAUUGUUUGUGGCUUUCUGGCGCAGCAGCAGCGCUUCAAGAGCAUCGACUCGUUCCAGUUGGUGCCAUCGAAGCAGAGCUCCAAGCUGAGCCUGGCCAGCUGCCGCAGCAGUCGUCAGAGUCACCAAAGUCGCCAUAGUCGCAGUCACAGUCAUUUGAGCAGCGAUCUGGAUGAUGAUGAGUUUGAUUACGAUCUCAAGUCGGUUAGCUAUCAGAGCCUCAACGCGCAGAAUCUGUUUGUGUCGAUCGAUGAGCUGCAGGAGAUCACCCGACAGAUCAAUGAAACAGAGGACUUUAAUCGUGACAUCGAUCUGGAGUAUUGCACGCAUCGUGAUCAGUUGCGUCCGAACGAGCGACGCAUUACGCUGCUCAAGAAUAAGAAUCAGCGACUGAUUAAUUUCAAUCACAACAAGGAGAAGCUACGCAAGGGUUGGCAUGACAUGAAGAAUUGGCUGGGCGAGGAGAGCAACAAGCUGAAGGAGGUGGUGCGUCAGCAGACGCCACUGAAACGUGUCGCGCAGUCCAAAACGAAUCUCAAUCACUCCAAUGCCAGUCGUCAGUCUAUAUCGCCAAAUCGCAGUGGCGAUCAGGAGCGAGACAUGACUGUUAGCUGUGAGGAUGUCACCGAUCGUACCGAGUUUGAUCCUUCGUUGUCACAGCAUGCCAGCGAGGACGAUUUGUCACCGCAUGCCAAACGCUUUAAGGACGAGGGACAAAAUGGCUUUGAGGAACUGCGUCGCUAUGUCAAACAGGGCGGCGACUUUAGCAAGGAGCUCAUCUUUGUGCUGCAGGAGCGUGCCGACUCGGAGCUCAUAUACUCCAAGUCGCUGUCGAAGUUGGCCAACAAAUUGAACAAGGCCGGCCGAGAGAUACCCGGCAGCGUGGCCGAUGCCUGGCGUGGUGUUGCGACCGAGAUGGAAAGUCGCAGUGACAUACAUCGCCAGCUGGCGGCCUCGCUGACCGACGAACUGGUCAAGCCGCUGAAGACGGUCGUCGACAAUCAUCACAAGACACGCAAAGUGGUUGAGAGUAAUGUGGACAAAGCGGCUCGUGUGCUGAGCGAGUGGCGGGUGAGCGAGGCCAAGGCCAAGAAGGCAUCGCACACAGCGGCACGGGAGAACGAGAAACUGCAGGAUGCAAUGCUGGAUGUGCGCAUACAAAAAUCCCCGUCGAUAGCGUUGCUGCAUCAGGGACCCAACAAACUAGCCGCUGAAAAGGAACUCAAGUCCGCCGAAAAGGAUUGCGUCAAGCUGGACAACAAGCGCAAAAAAGCGGAGGAGGCGGUGAAACGAGCCGAUGUCGAGUACUACACGCUGUGUGUGCGUGCCGAGCGAGCUCGCGUCGACUGGGAGAUGGCCGUGUUGCGUGGCUCCUCGCAGCUGCAGAGCAGCGAGCAACAGCGUUUGGGCAACAUGCACAAUUUCGUGCAGCAAUACGCUCGCCUCAUCGCCGACAUGAAUCCCAUACUGGGCAGCCUGACCAGUCAACUGCAGCCGCAACUGGAGGCCUGCAAUGUGGCCAAGGAUGUGCAGGUGGUGCGCAACAUCCGACGCAACUCCGAGGGUCCCAGCGAGCAGCUGCUGCCCGACUUCUACUGUGAACACACCACGCUGGCCAUGAACCGCGAGCGACGCAAGCAUUCGUUGAUCAAGCUGCUGCAGCUCGUCAAGACCGAUCUGGAGCGGGAACGUCGCUCGCGUGAUGGACUACGCGGAUUAUCGCAGUCGCUGAACAAUCAGGAGCAUCAGAACAUUACCGACAAGCUAUAUCAUAUCCGCUCCAUGCUGACCUACUUGGAGGGUGCACGACUCAAGCUGCACUCGGCUCUGCUCGAGCUAGACCACAAGCCACGCACGACACAUCCUUUGGCGCAGCACAUACAGAUCACACGCGAUCGCACGGGACUCCAGCAGAGCAUACUGAAGGUGCCCAACUGGCUGAAGAACAAUGAGAAGACGCCGCAUUCGACGACCGCGCUGCUCACACAGCAGGAUGUCAGCGAUGAUGCCACAGCCGUGGAUGAUGGGGACGAUGAAUAUUCGCAAUUACAGAGCCAGACGAAUAGUUCGUGUGCCAACAUUAGUGUUGUGGCAGCAGCUGCCACAGCUGCGGGGGGAGGUGCGGGACUGCUUAAGCAUUUCAAUCGCAGCAAGAGCAACAUUGAAACCUUUACCAGCCAACCAAAGAUAAUCUCGACAACAAACGCAUCGCUGGCCAAUGCCGCUGCAACAGCAACAGCAACGCCGACGACGACGGCAACCACAACGAUGACAACAGCUAUGAAAUCGAAGACGCUGUCAGCAGCCGGUUCAGGAGCGGGAACAGGAGAUCGCGGCCAGGCGGAUGGUGGAUCCAAUCAGCAGGACUCUGAUUUCGAUGAGUUCAGUUCGCAGGACGAGGACGAGGCUGAGCCCCAUCAUAAUCAUCAUCAUAAUCAUCAUCAUCAUCAUCUGCAACAGCAGCAGCAUUUCUAUCAGAAUGCCCAGGAGGUGCAGAACUCGUCGAUGAGUUCGCAGGGCACCAAUGGCAGCAUCUCUAAGGAUGUCCACACGAACAACAAUGGUGCCACCAACGGGCAGUGUCAGGUGCUGGGACGCUGCAAGGCCCUCUAUAGCUAUACACCAAAACUGUAUGACGAACUGGAGCUGAGUCCUGGCGAUGUGAUCGAGGUGCAUGCCAAGCAGGACGAUGGCUGGUGGCUUGGUGCCUUGCGCAAUCAAAUUGGCAUCUUUCCUGCCACCUAUGUGGAGGAGUGUGCCUAGCAUAUAUCUAUUAUUCCCUCCCUCCCCCUAAUUAAGCACUGACUGUCUGUAUAUGUGUGUGUGUGUGUGUGUGUGUGUGAGAGAGAGUGUUAAUGUGUGUAUGUGCGUGAAAGAACUCUACAAUUUUAUUUUAAUUUACGCAAUGUUUUUUUUACUUACUUUUGACACAACGAGCUUUAACGGACUCUGCAUUAUCAUAACCAAUUAUUACACAACAAACAAAUAAAAAGAAUUAAAGGAAAAUCCUAUUAUUAAAACCCAGAAAUGGAA
Drosophila albomicans is the source of this 3993-nucleotide messenger RNA. It is a transcript of the gene Nost, whose product is annotated as nostrin. Lineage: Eukaryota; Metazoa; Arthropoda; Insecta; Diptera; Drosophilidae. The coding region runs from base 19 to 3723 and encodes 1234 amino acids. The record is from RefSeq and is a predicted model, not a curated record. Gene Ontology annotation, cellular component: plasma membrane; cytoplasm. Gene Ontology annotation, molecular function: protein binding. The transcript is spliced from 7 exons.